Messenger RNA from Exophiala viscosa, 2353 nucleotides. Its product is annotated as fungal-specific transcription factor domain-containing protein. Gene Ontology annotation, biological process: DNA-templated transcription; regulation of transcription by RNA polymerase II. The record is from RefSeq and is a predicted model, not a curated record. The transcript has 6 exons. Lineage: Eukaryota; Fungi; Ascomycota; Eurotiomycetes; Chaetothyriales; Herpotrichiellaceae. Gene Ontology annotation, cellular component: chromatin. Bases 102 to 2294 code for a protein of 730 amino acids. Gene Ontology annotation, molecular function: zinc ion binding; DNA-binding transcription factor activity, RNA polymerase II-specific; RNA polymerase II cis-regulatory region sequence-specific DNA binding.
ACGCAGCUUCCUCGAUACCGGACAACCAAAUCAGGCAAGAACAGAAUACUCAAGUCGAGACCUCUACCUGCCGGCCUCAGCACUUGACGGUUACUGCAGCGAUGCACGCUUGCAACACCUGUUCAAAGCCCUUCGUGCGCAAAGAUAGCCUGAACCGGCAUUUGAAGAUGCAUGAACGAGGGCCAAAGAUCCGAAAGAAAUCGUGCGAUAGGUGUCAGAAAUCCAAAAUCAAGUGUUCUGGUGAACGGCCCCAAUGUCGAAGCUGCGAACAUCGCCGAGCCUCGUGCAUCUAUCCACGGUUUCCUGAAUCGAAGUCGAGAAGCGACGUCCAUCCAAGCAUUGAUGUACCUCCCAUCCUCGAGCUUGAACCACCUAAUUCACCGCCUCAAGCCAUCAAGCGAUCGAAUCAACAAGCUUCAUCCUUUUUCUACACCCGCUCCGAAGAAGCCCUUCCAGAUGAGGCUCUCGUGGUCCACGGUGUCGACUCGACCUCCCCCACAAAAGUUCCAGAUGCACAUCACUCUUCCUCUCAACUGCUCGACACUACCGACUACAAUGCUUUCCCCAUGGACCUCACAGGACUGUCAGAUAUGGACUGGUUGUUUCAGGAUCCUCACGAGGAGAACUAUUUCAAUGACCUCUUGUUCAACAACGAACCACCAACUUCUAACACCAACAGUUUCACAUAUAGUGAACAGAGCUGGCCAAGCACUUCCCAGGAGCCUGCAGCAAAAUAUCUCAGUUCUCGAGACCGCCAAUGUGACUGGCCCUUGGAUGGUGCCACCCCGACCGGCAGGCGAUUGGACAUCCCGAAGCUUGGAGAGAAUCGAUCGAGCCUACCAAACCGACCGUGUUUCUCUCGAGCGAGCUGGAUCACCGAGGAUGGCAGGGCGAAACUUCAACGCAGCAUUUCCUGUCUGCUUGAGAAGCCCUUGUGGAGUGCCAUCUCACUUGCCAACUUCCCCAGCAAGGAGAAAUUGGACCAUUGUAUCGAUCUGUUCUUUGCCAACUUCCGUCCGGUUGUGAGUUUCAUCCACCAACCCACCUUCGAUCCUACCAAUGCGCCAGUUGUCCUUGUCCUGGCAAUGACCAGCAUUGGUGCUUGUUUUACGAACAUAGAUGGUGCACAAGCAUUUGCAAAGGCAACGGCAGAGCUGUCAAGACGCAUGCUCCUAGCGACGGAAGAACAAACCACACAGCUUGUCAAAACCGAACCAUACCUGACUUCACAGAUACUCCUUGGGAUAUAUGGUUGCAGCAGUGGUGACAGACGUCUGUUCAGCGUGGGAGAAGCCUACCGAAGCACACUUAUCCAUAAUGCGAAGCUCACCGGCCUAUUCCACGACACGUCUCAAAGGAUGCAAUCACUCGUUGAAUGGGAUAGCACGGCACAAUGGCAAGCGUGGAUCCAACACGAGAGACGUAAGCGACUUGCGUGGGCGAUAUAUGAAUUUGAUGCAUUGGCAAGCAUUCUCGGGAAUCAAAGACCAGUCAUCAGCACUGGAGACCUAACAAUCAGUCUUCCGGAGGACACUGAACGGUGGCAGGCUUCCUCGGCGUCUUCCUGGAUGUCCCUUCGGCCCUCAGACUUCUCGGAAGAAGACGAGUCCAUCGAUUUUCGCAACACGAUGCGGAGCGUGUUUGAUCCCUGUGUUAUGGAGACCAUUCGAUUCACCGACGUCCAACACAUCCACAUCAUUGUCGUCACUUUGAGCCGUUUCUUAUGGUCGAUGAAAGAGCUUCAGCAGGGUCCAAUCAUGGAUAUGGGACCUGAGCGAUGGCCUAUCCUCGAGCAUAAGAAGAAUCUCCUGAGAAAGUUGGAUUCCUAUCUCGUAUCGCCCUAUGUGGCGAGGGACACCAUGAUGGUUGAUGACGUCCAGAGAACAGUACAACGAGCGUUGAUCAUUCACACUUGUCAUCUGUAUGCAGCUUCGGAUCUUAUGGAUUGGUUGCCUGCUUUGCUACGCUGCUCAGGUCGGAAUGAGGCGGCUAGACAAAGGAUGAUCCAAUGGAGUGAGGAGAAUCAGGUUCAAGUUCGGUCGGUGAUAUACCACAGCGCGCAAACUCUCGCGAUCUGUCGUGACUUUACUUUUAACACUCCCACAGAGGCUUUCCACGCAUUUUAUGCCGGCGCGGUCCUCUGGUACGCUUCAUCGUUCCUGGCGCCGGCCAAUUGCGGCGAGAGCAAUCGCUUGCCGCUCCGGAUCGAUGAGCCUGUUCGAGGUGACCCUCUUGAAGCUUCCGAUAUCACGACGUGGGUCAACGAUGGGGAAAACCUCAUAAUCAGUAUGUGAUGCGAAGUGAAAGGCUGGAGACGGACACUGCGUACCCGUGAAGUCUUCCCGCGCCAAGC